Molecule: messenger RNA, 1592 nt
Organism: Balearica regulorum gibbericeps (East African grey crowned-crane)
Lineage: Eukaryota; Metazoa; Chordata; Aves; Gruiformes; Gruidae
Source: RefSeq, a predicted model, not a curated record
CCAGCAUGUCUUCACUAACAGAAAAGGACAGAGCAAUUGUUCAGCUGUUACUGAACACUGGCACUUGCCCACGAUGCAUUUUGAGGUUCUGCUGCGUAGGAUCACAGACGGUUUACAGACAUCCAUACAAGGAUUUGAUGAAGGAUUUAAAAGAUUUUCUGAAAAAUAAUCAAGAAAAAGAAGAUAUGGUUUGUUUUGACAUAGUUGACCCACCUUGUAAGAGAAUCAGACUUGAAGACACAGAAGAAGGGCCUGAUGAUGCGAACCACAAUGGAACACUCCAGCAGAUUCCUUCGGUUAACGAUGAAAAUACUGCGAUGGAGAACUCAGCUGUGGAAGUUUGCAAUGUGUGUUUGGGAAUUCUUCAGGAGUUCUGCGAAGUCGACUUUGUUAAAAAGGUGUGCCAAAAGGUUAAUUCCGCUGACUACCAGUUCACUAGUUUUGUAUUUUCUGUGUCGCUACCCCCACAGCUGUCUGUCAGAGAGCGUGCUGCUUGGCUGCUGGUAAAACAGGAAAUGGGAAAACUGGGCCUUUCCUUGGCAAAGGAUGACAUUGUUCCGCUGAAAGAAGCUUAUAAGUGGAUUAUUCAUCCCCAAUUGUCAGAAGAGUUGGGUGUUCCUGCGGAUGGAAAGAGUUUGUUUGAAGUUAGCGUGGUCUUUGCUCACCCAGAAACAGACGAGGAGUGCCAUUUCCUAGCCACAGCCUGUCCAGACUGUUUCAAACCAGCGAAGAACAAACAGUCUGUUUUCACUAGAAUGGCAGUUAUAAAAGCCCUAGAGAAGAUAAAAGAAGAGGAUUUUCUCAAGCAUUUUCCAUGUCCCCCAUGUUCACCAAAGAACCUCUGUGUUGCUCUGGAAAUUCAGUGCAAUAAUGGUGCAGUUUUUGUGGCUGGAAGAUACAACAAAUAUUCAAGGAAUUUACCUCAGACUCCCUGGAUUAUUGAUGGGGAGCGGAAGCUGGAAUCUUCAGUGGAAGAACUGAUUUCAGAGCAUCUAAUGGCAGCAUUCAAAGCAGAUAGCUUUAAUUUUUCUUCUUCUGGAAGAGAAGAUGUGGAUGUAAGAACACUAGGCAAUGGAAGGCCCUUUGCAAUUGAGCUUGUGAAUCCUCGUAGAAUACAUUUUACUGCUGAGGAAAUGAAAGGACUUCAGCAGACAAUUAAUAACUCUUCAGACAAAAUAAAGGUUCGAGAUUUACAGCUUGUCACCAGAGAGGCAAUUGGUCGUAUGAAGGAAGGUGAAGAGGAAAAGACAAAGACCUACAGUGCCUUAAUAUGGACAGACAGAGCAAUACAGAAAGAAGAUAUUGCAUUUCUAGAUGAUAUCAAGGAAUUAAAACUCGAUCAGAAGACACCUCUCCGGGUUCUUCACAGGCGUCCUCUAGCUGUAAGGUGUCGGAUCAUUCACACCAUGAAAUCAGAGUACAUAGAUGAGCAUCAUUUUCGCCUGCAUCUGAAGACUCAGGCAGGAACCUACAUUAAAGAAUUUGUGCAUGGAGACUUUGGAAGAACAAAGCCCAAUGUUGGCUCCCUGCUGAAUCUGGAGUUGGAUGUGGAAUCUGUUGACAUUGACUGGCCUCCAGCCCUGGAUAAUUAA